Molecule: messenger RNA, 4003 nt
Organism: Sardina pilchardus (European sardine)
Lineage: Eukaryota; Metazoa; Chordata; Actinopteri; Clupeiformes; Clupeidae
Gene: cfap92
Product: cilia and flagella associated protein 92 (putative)
Exons: 18
Coding region: 251-4003 (1250 amino acids)
Source: RefSeq, a predicted model, not a curated record
UGUAAGCAUAGCCUACAGAAGCCUUUUGUUGACUACCUUGUUCGAGGCACUACAGGUAUGGCGGCGGAGGCUUAAAAUAUAAAAUAUGCAUGCACCUGUGAGUGUCCGAUGUAAACUUAUUUCUGACGCUUGCGAGUUGGAGAUUCAAAUGCGCCAAUAACCUGGAGACGAGACCUUCGUGCCAAAACGAAUACAUUUUAUACUACUUGACUUGAAGCAGGUGAGAGUAGGCUAGCCUACGUUAUUGAAAAUGGAGGUUACUGACGCAGAAUCAUCACAGAGCUUAGAAAACAACUUCAGCGAAAUCCCAUUGUCACCUGAAUAUAAAAGUGAAGACAAUGAAGGCAGAGAACACGAACCUGUCAUUGAGGAAUCUGACAUUGGGGAUCCAGAGUCGGACACAGAACCGCCAGAGUCAAGUUCAUUGGGCCCAUCGACUGAAGAUGAAUUAUGUUGUGAGGUAACUCUCAAUAUCAACAUUGCACUGGCCAUUCCAAGUGCAGAAGAUGAUGACUCUGUGACUGCUGUGGAGAAAACAAAGAAGAAAUGCAAGAAAUCUGCACCAAACACUGUGAUUGAAGCCCCCAAAGCUCAAAGCUAUUACCACAUUGAGUACAAUCUACUUCCUCAUGAGCCAGAGUCGACUAAAGUAGACCUAGUCAUGUUUGGGUUGGCUGCCAAACUCUACAAGGGAAACAAGGCAAAAGUGUUGAAACCAUGGAUAGAGGAUGACAAAACAUGGUUGACCUGGACUCAGUCUGUCAGACUCAAAGUCACCAAAGAAAUGCUCAUUAAACUGGUUCACCAUAAGGUCACCUUCCGGGUGUGGGACACCAAAGACCACAUGUCCUCCACAGCCAAGCACGACAGGCCUAAAGCAUUCAGACUGCCGGCGGACAAGAGUGAUGAAGGUGGUCGAGAUCACUUUGGCACAAAAAACAUGAUCCUCAGGCUGCGAGAUAAUUUUGGAAAAGAAGGCUUAAAAAUGAAAGAAUUUGGAGAAUCCAUGCUGUAUGAACCGAGGAAGACACCACAUGAUAUGCACUGUGCAACAGCUGAACCCAUGGCGUCUAACGCAGACGUUGCGAACGAGAGAGCCGCGUCCUCCACUGCUGUUCCCCAGGAGCCACAGUGUGCUACAAGAUCUGCAGAUCAAGGUGGAGACCAGGAGUCCGCAAUAGACUCUAGAGGCACUCAAGACCAACUUAGAGCCUUUCCUGUGCCCGUCAACAAGAGGUUUAAUCUAAGAAGAAACACCAUUUUCAAGGCCUCCCUAGCCAAUUCUGAUUACAUUAGGAAGCAUGGUGCUGCCACAACAGAACUCAGCUUCAUUUAUCUCCUUGCAGGGGAGACGUCUUUGACGGGAUCUCUGCUCACCCGCUCUAAAGGGGUGCUGGAGGGCAUGUGCAACCUCACUCUGGAUAAGCCGCUCAUCUCCGGGGAGAUGAAGGCCAUGCUCAAUCCACUGGUCAUCACCAUCCUCUCAGCCACCGGCCUGCCCUCUAGCCCUGUCCCUUAUUAUAAACUCGAGGGUUACUGUCGACCUGUGUACUGCCAAUACAAGUUCCACAACACCGAGUUGCACAAAACAAAAAGCUACGAACAGAGGAGGAACAUUUACUUCAAGGACGUCAAUGUCAUCUUCGCCGGCCUGAUCAGCCAAGGAGAGCUCAUCGAGUACCUCCAUGGCUCGCCGAUGGAGAUCGAGGUCCACGACCGCGACAGAAAGGGUGACAGUCCGCCCAAGAGCCCCAGCGUUUUCGGACGCUCGCCUCAAGACGACCUGCUGAGCAAUGUGGCUCUGAUCAACAGCAAGGGCAUCACUCACAAUCCCUUUAAGCCAGUCAAGCCCCAACACCCGCACGGUGUAGCCAGACUCAGCUUCGCCGAGCUGCUGAACGGCCAUCGGACGUUGAGGUACAGCCUGGCCAUCUGCUGCUCGGCCCCGCCACAGAUCCUGGGCAAGGACAAGGCCCAGUGGGAGAGUAAAAUGCUGGAGGUGGACGGGGCCAGACACGACCCGCAGGCUGACUGCAUGCCCACGGGACACUACUUGGAGUCCAACUCGCAGCUGAACGUGCAGGUGGAGAUCGCGUACCCCAUAAACGCAGACAACGUCACUGGCGCCACCGAAGAGGAGUGUCCCUUCGGCCGCAUUGUCCACCUCAUGAAGCACGACGACGUCGGAACGCUGUCCAGACUGUGCGCCGAGAUCUUGAGGGUGAACGCAGCCGCGUUCCAGCUGAAGUCCAAGACGGAGGAGGCCAUGCAACGAGCCCUGGGCUGCUACAAAGUGACCGCACCUGAAAUGGAGAGCAGAGAGCUGGACUUCCUCACUGGAUUUCAUUUACUGGACAAGAACAUGCAUCUGUUUGUUAUUGAAGGACUGAAGGACGGUGCCAUCCGAAGGCUCUGGGACAUGUCCUCAACAAAGUCAGAUGGGAUUGACUGGCGGCAGAUCACCACCCUUUACAACUCUGCAAUGAGCUUCUCCACGCGCCUUUACGACUGUCUGGACUUGAGCUUCUGUCCCGUCCACCUUCACGAGCCUCUGGAGGCCAUCAUGAGGCGACCGCUGGUGUACAUCAGAGACAUGGUCCCGCUCGCCUGCUUCCAGGGCCUUUCACGCUUGAGCCAGCUGUGCCAAGAAUCGUCGAUGAAAGAUGCGGUGCGCAACAGCCUGUUCCCGACGGGCGAAAUGGUGCUCAGCCUCAGCAAGGAGUUUGGCUCUCUGCCCGAGAGAGGGCAACAGAUCCUGGAGCGCAUCUGCCAGAGUGCCCAAGGAGCGCCCGAGAGACAGAGGGUGAGGGAGAGGUCCAACCCGCCCAUUGAGAACUACAACCAGGAGUACGUGGAAUGGAAGGAACUCGUAGCUGCCCAGCAACUCUGUGGAGAAACGAAGGACUUUGUUCAGGCCAACAUAGAGGAGGUGCAGCGAGCCAGCCAGAGGGCCCAGAAGCCGAAGCCUGCAGUGGUGGUGGCGGAGGUGGAGGAGGGAAAGAUGGCUCACAAUUACAGCAUCCAGACUCUGAACUCCUCCGCACAGGCCAAGGAGCUGCUCCGCAAGGAGAUGGCGAAGGCUCCACGGCAGAGGUUCACGUACAGUCAGGAGUUCCAGUCGGCCACGUUAGAGCCGUGCGACGCGGAGGCUGAGCGCAAGGCUGCCGAGUGCCGGUCACGCAGGGCCUGGCGCACCCCCGCCGGCUUCACCUACCCCGGCUUCCAGAGCAGCGUGGAGGCCAACGAGCACCCCAAGAUGCCCGACGAGGCUCGCAUCGACGAACUGAGAAGGCCCUGGAGGGAGAACAUCCUGCAUGAUAACACCCUUAGACCCACACUUCCGCGCCGCACGUGGCCUUGGGAGAGGCGCUCGGAGGAUUUUGAGCUCUACGCCAAGCCCCCACCUGUCUUCCUGCCAAAACCCCCCGUCACCAUUCACCUGGCAGGGCACCUUUUGAAAGAAGAGCAACGUGGAGCAGCCUGCGCUCAGUACAAGAGGUGGCUAUGGAGGAUCCUGCCAGACAAAUGCAACACUGACAGCCACAGAGUCCCGCAGUUUAAGUUUCACCUGAAGAAAGAUGGCCUGGAUAAGCACAUCCCCAUCCUUAACAACCAGCCAAAGUACACUCUUGCCAACACCAGGACGUUACGGAAGACUGCUACAGCAAUUACUACCCCAGAAGUAGCCAACAAAGAGAGGCAGAGAAGAGUACCAUGCCUUCCUGAUGGCUCACAGUCUGAUGGGGACCAGAACCAAAUCCUGGACCACAACCCUUUCAGGGGCUACUGGAGACCACAUUCGUUCCAGUACAAGAGAGAAGCGCGGCCCCUGACCGAGGAGGAGCUGGAGGUGUAUCGCUUCCGGAGCCCCAGAGAGGCCACCGCCACCACCACCACCACCACCACCACACUGCCGCCGCGGCCCACGGCACUCCGAGCACGGCCGGCCAGGAACGUCUCCGAGACGCGCACCCACAGAGCAGUGGUCCUCCAUCUGCAUUAA